UUUAACCUGCUGGUCUGUUGUUCAUUCACAGAACGACAGCUAGCAUACAGUAUGGACAAACACCGAUCUCAAUUAUAAAGCUGCUACACGUCUGUUUUAUUUAACGUUAACUAUCUCUACAAAUGCCUUGAACAUGGCAAAGGUUGUUUGGACGACGGCUUUCCUUUUAUACCUCUGGAGUGUUUUCAUACAGUUCAAUAGCAUUUCAGGUCUUGGGAUCAAUGAACUGCUUUAUUUCCGGGUCAUCAGUCCAGAGGAGAUAGGGUACAUCUUCAGUGCAGCACCUGCUAAAGACUUUGGAGGAGAUUUUACAUAUUCAUAUGAUAAGAUUUUCCUGGUGCCAGCAGACCCAGCAGACGGCUGUUCAGAGCUGGAGGACGGAGAAAUCAUACAGGGACAAGUAGUCCUGGUGGAGAGAGGAGGUUGCUCCUUUGUGCAAAAGGCCCGACAUGUGGAGGAAGCAGGAGGCAAAGCAGUUCUGAUUGCUGAUAAUGCGGUGGACAAUGACAGUCAGUACCUGGACAUGAUCACUGAUGGAAGCACGGCUAAACCCAGCAUACCUGCUCUAUUCCUGCUGGGGCGUGAUGGAAUGAUGAUCAGACGAUCUCUUCAGAGACAUGCAAUGCCGUGGGCUGUCAUUUCCAUUCCUGUCAAUGUUUCCUCUCUGGCUUCGUUUCCACUCAAGCAGCCCCCAUGGACACUGUGGUAGAACAUGACGCACAACUUCAUGCCCUCCCCCACCCAAUAAACAUUUGGUGCGUAUCCUAUCAGUUGUGAAUCAACUCGCAGUUGCACAGGGAAAUAAUUUGAUGGUUGUUAAACAAAACCACACACACUAGGUGAACCUGUUUAAAUGACCGUAUUUAUACAUCUCACACUCAAACACACAGCCAAAGUCAACAACAAGCAGGCCUCACGGCAUGUGGAACUUUACUACACGAUGCAAAACCAGGAAUGUCAUCUUACUGCAAACAUUUCAAAUAAAUUCCUGCUUAUUUGCAUGAACUUAAACUGUGUUAUACAAAAUGUAUCUUUUGCUGCCUCAUAUCAUGUAUUGUCUUUCUGAAGUAAAAAUCUAUACAACUUUAUAAAACAAACACAUUUUCUGUCCUUACAUCCCUGAAGCACUCUGACUACUAAAAGCUUACCUUUGUACCUCGACUGACGUUUGUAUUACUCCUGAUGCAGAAAGGAGCUAUUUGUAUUCAAAGGUUUUACACUAUAUUGUUUUUGGUAUAUACAAAGUAAAGAUAGAAAACGUGAGGUAGGACAAAUUAACUUUUGUGAAAAUGAUGACUGAUCAGUAUGAAUUUUUGCAAUUUUUAAAAAUAAAUGUAAAGAUAUGUUUGUCCCC
Molecule: messenger RNA, 1354 nt
Organism: Gymnodraco acuticeps
Lineage: Eukaryota; Metazoa; Chordata; Actinopteri; Perciformes; Bathydraconidae
Product: protease-associated domain-containing protein 1-like
Exons: 5
Coding region: 134-709 (191 amino acids)
Source: RefSeq, a predicted model, not a curated record